Molecule: messenger RNA, 757 nt
Organism: Catharus ustulatus (Swainson's thrush)
Lineage: Eukaryota; Metazoa; Chordata; Aves; Passeriformes; Turdidae
Gene: ATRAID
Product: all-trans retinoic acid induced differentiation factor
Exons: 7
Coding region: 1-690 (229 amino acids)
Biological process (GO): positive regulation of osteoblast differentiation
Cellular component (GO): intracellular membrane-bounded organelle
Source: RefSeq, a predicted model, not a curated record
AUGCUCGGGGCUGGCGGGGCCGUGCGCGGGGUCGCGCUGCUGCUGCUGCCGCUGCUGCUGCCCCGCGCCGCCCGCGGGGCCGCGGUGUGCGGGCUGUGCCCGGGGCUGCCGCAGAACGGCUCCAUGGUGUCCCGGUUCUGUGAGUCCCAGGGCAGCAGAGCUGAGAGCGACGGGCGCUGCUGCUGGGAGCGGGGCCCAUCCCCAGCGCGGCUUCUGGGGCUGGACCUGAGCAACUGCUCCCUGCACACUGUCCCCCCGGGACUGGCCGAGGCCAGCGCUGCCGUCGUCCUGGACCUGAGUGAGAAUCCCCUGACGGCUCUCCCCGAUGGUUCCUUCCUGGGCUUCAUCCACCUGCAGAACCUCGCGGUGCCGCUGCCGCUGGAGUGUCCUGGUGGGAGCGACGCCUGGCAGAACGUGACAGUGGACGGGAGCAGCCGGCUGUGCCAGGGACAGAGGAACCCCUGCAACAGCUCUGUGGAGCUCGCCUGGCCGUGUCCUGAAAACUCUGUGUGUGCCCCUGACGGCCCGGGCCUCUUCCAGUGCCUCUGUGAGAGUCCUUUCCACGGCUACAAGUGCCUGCGUGAGGGGACGUUCCCGAUGCUUCUUUUCGGAGGAAUCCUGGGCACUGCCACCGUGUCCCUGUCCCUGCUGCUGUGGGGCACCCAGCGGAGGAAGGCCAAGACCCCCUGAGCAGGACAGGGAUUGUGCCUGGGCUGGAAGCUCUGUGGCCUGGGAUCAAUAAAGCUGCAGGUCCUCA